GGAGGUGUGAAAGAGGAAGCCCUGUCAGAAGGAGGUUACAAUAAUCUAGUCGCGAAACCACUAGGGCAUGGACUAGAGUCUUGGCAGUAGAGAUUGAGUGGAAUGGACGGAUCUUGGCAAUGUUGUUCAAUGGCUGUCUCCUGGCAUUCCUUGGCUGCUUUGGGGAAGCAGGGUUCCCAGCUGGGCCUGGGCACAAAAGCCCCCUUUGUGGGCCCUUCUUCCCCACCUCUUCUUCCUCCUCCUCCUCUUCCAGCACAGGCUGUUCCUGCCAGUCCAGGGUAAGAUGAUUCCUCUGUAAACAAGCCAGCGAGGGCUGGACGGUGCCUUUGUGGUCUCCCUGCCUGGCCAGAGUGCUGAACUUUCCCCUACAUUCAGCCCCAGCCCCUCCUUUGCCCACCCCUUCCUUGGCACAGAGGCAUAUAAAUAGCCAGGCCCGGCCCCUUGCUUUCAUUCAGAGGCAGAAAAUCUGGAGGCCAGAAGGCAGCUGGCCAGAGAGUGCACUUGUGCGGGAGAGGAGCUAAGGUGCAACGGAGUAGAUGCCACAGGAGGAGUCGGGCACUAAGGAGGAGAAGGGCACCUGGGCACCUGCACAGGGGUCUCACCUGCAGGAAGGAAGUGGCUGAGCUGUAUCUCUGCAACCACUUGGUGCCCACCUGUUCCAAGGUGGUGGCACUUGUCUCUGGACCCACAGACCUUCCCUCGAGGCUGGCACCUCUUGGGCACGCUGCUGGCCCUUUGAUCACCCCGCUGGAAGCUGUCUGCUCUGCCACGUUGCCCCUGCCCAGGGCCAGGCCUGGAGGGGGCUGCGCCAUGGAUCCCUCCCACGGAGCCCCUGCGGUGGUCUCGGUCUCACCCCCCGUGGACUUUGUGCUGGGAGCCACGGCCUGCUGCAUGGCCUGCAUCUUCACCAACCCUCUGGAGGUGGUUAAGACGCGCCUGCAGCUGCAGGGGGAGCUCCGGUCACGGGGCACCUACCCCCGGCACUACCGAGGGGUGCUGCAGGCGCUGGUGGCCGUCUGCCGGGCUGAUGGGCUCGGGGGGCUGCAGAAGGGGCUGGCGGCCGGGCUCCUCUACCAGGGCCUGAUGAACGGGGUGCGCUUCUACUUCUACUCGCACGCCGAAGAUGUCGGCUUGACCCAGCGGCCGGGGGGCACCAUCAUAGCCGGAGCCGGGGCCGGGGCCCUGGGAGCGUUUGUGGCCAGUCCGGCCUAUCUGGUGAAAACCCACCUCCAGGCCCAGACGGUGGCUGCCAUUGCCGUGGGGCACCAACACAACCACCAGAGCGUCUCCGGGGCCUUUGAGAGCAUCUACAGGACGCAAGGUCUGCUGGGCCUCUGGCGAGGGGUGAACGGGGCCGUGCCGCGCGUGAUGGUGGGCUCCGCCGUCCAGCUGGCCACCUUUGCUUCAGCCAAGGACUGGGUCGGGAAGCACCAGUGGUUCAAGGAGGGCAGCUGGAUGGUGGCCCUGGCCGGCGGCAUGAUCAGCAGCGUGGCUGUGGCCGUGGCCAUGACCCCCUUUGACGUGGUCAGCACCAGGCUCUACAAUCAGCCGGUGGACGAGAUGGGCGUGGUAAGGCUCUGCACAAAGGGGCCUUGGCAGAGUGGGGAUGCUGGGAGCUGUAGUGCAAGAGGUGACCAGCAAGGAAGGCCUCCUGGCCCUCUACAAAGGCCUGGGCCCAGCCUACCUGCGCCUGGGGCCCCACACCAUCCUCAGCCUCCUCUUCUGGGACGAGCUGAGGAAGUUCACCUGCCAGCACCCCCCAGGCACCUGAGCCCUGGAGGCUCCUGCUGCGUCAGAGGGACGGACGGGCGGACGGAUGGAUGGACUCCUGCCAAUGGCGGCCAGGAGGAUAUUGGGGCCCAAGCAGGACAUUCCCGACGGACCAGGUCCUUCUGAGCACGGUUCCUGGAGAGAAUGUCAGAUGUCAAAGAGCCAGGGUCUAUGGGGUGCUGGUGAUCCCGUGGCCGGAGGGACCUCUCCCAUGGCAUCCGCAACAUCUGUCUGAUUGUAGGGACUUGUAAAGAGAAUGCCAGGCCUUGUGCCCUCCCCAGGAAGGAGCAGCAGAGUGGUCACCUUUCUGCCGGACUGUGGCAUUUUGGGGAUGGCUGCCGAGAGGCCUUACUGGCAGGAACAGCUGUCUCUUCCACAGCCUCCCUUCUGCUCUCUCCAACAUUUCCUGGCCUGACAUACACCCACAGAUGCACAACUGCACACACACAAACACCCUCCAGGCCCAGAGACUUGGUUCUGGGUGCCAGACCAAAAGGAGAGGCAUUUCGCAGAUGAAAAUGGGGGACUCACGUGGACAAGAGGGAGAACAAGUAUGAACAAGGAAGAAGACACAAACGGGGCAGGAGGGGGCUGAGCAAGGGGCCCAAAGGGCAGCCCUGGGGCAUUUGGGGUGCUGCCAGCAAUUGCCCUUUUCUCCUGGCAGAGAAGGGGGCCAUUCCGCUAAACGGAGCCCAGCACGCACACACAUGUCUCUGAACACUCCAUAAAAUAAAAGCCUUGUGUUUUUCCUUC
Molecule: messenger RNA, 2523 nt
Organism: Sceloporus undulatus (fence lizard)
Lineage: Eukaryota; Metazoa; Chordata; Lepidosauria; Squamata; Phrynosomatidae
Gene: SLC25A34
Product: solute carrier family 25 member 34
Exons: 5
Coding region: 811-1896 (361 amino acids)
Source: RefSeq, a predicted model, not a curated record